AUGGGGGUUGUGACCAUCACACCCCUCACCCAGGGUCAAGGCAGCGACUACUUUACAGACUCGUUUUCCGAAGCCUCUGCACCGCCCUCCCCUUCCUCCUCCCCCCCCCACCCCCCCCCACCCAACCGCUCUGCACUGGCCGGCAGGCUCAGGACCGCUGGAAUAAUCCCGGGGCAAACAAUCGCUGGGAGAGCUGGCGGUGAUGAGAGGGAGCUGCUGGGAGCAGCAGAAAAAGCCACAGCCGGCCAGCUCCAGGUGACUGAGCCGCUCGCACCCGGUGGCAGUGGGCUGAGCCAGGAGUUUGAAGGCCAUUGGCCGGAGAGCCCAGAGAGGUCCCCAUGUGUGGCCGGUGUCGCCCCUGUCAUCUACUGCGUCCUGCUGCUCCUGGGGCUGCCUGUCAACCUCCUGACCACAGGGGCCCUGGCCCGCCUCGCCGCCAGGACCAGGAAGCCCUCCUACUACUACCUCCUGGCGCCCGCGGCCUCAGAUAUCACCACCCAGGUAGUGAUCAUGUUCGCGGGCUGCCUCCUGCAGGGAGCCGUGCUGGCCCGAAAGGGGCCCCAGGCUGUGGUGCGCGCGGCUAACAUCCUGGAGUUUGCUGCCAACCACGCCUCGGUCUGGAUCGCCGUCCUGCUCACGGUUGACCGGUACAGAGCCCUGCGCCACCCCCUGCACCAUCGGGCCACCUCAUCCCCAGGCCGGACCCGUCGGGCCAUCGCUGCUGUCCUUGGUGCUGCCCUGCUCACUGGCAUCCCCUUCUACUGGUGGAAGGACGGGUGGAGGGAUGAGGACCCCCCCCCCAGCACACUGGACGAGGUGCUCAAGUGGGCUCACUGCCUCAUCGUCUAUUUCAUCCCUUGUGGCGUUUUCCUGGUCGCCAACUCGGCCAUCGUCUGCCAGCUACAGAGAAGGGGCCAGAGCGGGCCACGGCCCCGGGUGGGCAAGAGCACCCCCAUCCUCCUGGGUGUCAGCGCGCCCUUCGCCCUCCUUUGGGCACCCCGGGUCUUUGUCAUGCUCCACCACCUGUACGUGGCCCCCGUCUACCGGGACUGGAGGGUCCACCUGGCCUUGGAUGUGGCCAACAUGGCGGCCGUGCUCAACAGAGCAGUCAACUUUGGGCUCUACUCCUUUGUGAGCAAGACUUUCCGGGCCACCGUCCAAGAGGUCAUCCAUGACGCCCACCUGCCCUGCACCCUGGGGUCACAGCCAGCGGGCGUGGUGGCGGAACCUGUGCUGAAGCUGCAGGACUCCCCAGAGGGGCAGAACCAUCAGACUGAGCUGACCUUUCGCCUGAAUGUGGUCUCAGGUGCAGAAGAUUAG
Messenger RNA from Physeter macrocephalus (sperm whale), 1320 nucleotides. RefSeq names its product G protein-coupled receptor 142 (gene GPR142). Gene Ontology annotation, biological process: G protein-coupled receptor signaling pathway. Gene Ontology annotation, molecular function: G protein-coupled receptor activity. The record is from RefSeq and is a predicted model, not a curated record. Gene Ontology annotation, cellular component: plasma membrane. Lineage: Eukaryota; Metazoa; Chordata; Mammalia; Artiodactyla; Physeteridae.